Molecule: messenger RNA, 1096 nt
Organism: Episyrphus balteatus (marmalade hoverfly)
Lineage: Eukaryota; Metazoa; Arthropoda; Insecta; Diptera; Syrphidae
Product: metaxin-2-like
Exons: 3
Biological process (GO): mitochondrion organization
Cellular component (GO): SAM complex
Source: RefSeq, a predicted model, not a curated record
CAAUCCAAGUAAAGAAAAAAAGUAGAUUCUUCGUUAAUGUCACCUGAAUUUCAGAUGAUUUUUUGCGUUCAACGUCAAAAAAAAUCUGAACUUAAGUUCAGAUGUUGCGUUGAACCCGGCCAUUUUCAACGUUAUAACGUAUACGUUGCGUCACUUGUCACUCUUCAUGCUACGUUACCUUUAUAAACGUCAAUUUACUGUCAGUUUAUCCUCCCACUGUCGAAAAAUAGUUUUCAAUCAAAUCAUCUGCAAUGGCAACUUCAAUGAUUAUGAAACAAUUCAAGACUGAGGAGAAAAUUGCUAGUGAACCCUGGCCAGACGAUGCUGUCCUCUAUCAGCCUUAUGAAAUGGAGCAAAUACUUUUAGCAGAAAAUGCUAGUUGCCUCGCUGUUAAAGCUUACCUUAAGAUGUGUAAUAUUCCUUAUUCUGUAAGGUCGACUGCUAAUGCUGAAUUUAUGUCCCCUGGUGGAAGAAUGACGAAGUUGCCAUUUAUUAAAGUUGGAGCAUUUAUAGUUGCUGAAUUCGAACCAAUUGUCAACUUUGUGGAACAAAAAGAGUGUGCUAUUGGUCAGUGGCUAAAUGAAGAUGAAAAGUUUGAUUUGCGUUCGUACGUGUCCCUGGUAGAGAACAUUUUUACCAACGCCGAAUUGUAUAUUUCAUUCUUGGAUAAUGAGGUUUAUAAAACUGUAACCGAACCACGCAAUGGAUGCGUGUUCCCGUGGCCAUUGAACACAAUCCAGAACUUUAAAAAACGGCGGCAUGUAUUGAAACAACUUAAAGUUUACCAAUGGAGCGAUAUGAAUCUGUAAGACGUUCUAGAGAAAGUUGUCAAGUGUUGCGAAACCCUCACAAGCAAGCUGGAAGAAAGUGGCGGUGCAUUCUUUUAUGGAGAUGAGCCUAUGGAAUUAGAUGCAAUCGUGUUUGGUCAUCUAUUCACCAUAUUAACAACUACACUCCCAAAUAAUCAUUUGGCACAAAGCAUUCAAGGGUUUAAAAAGUUACUAGACUUUUGCCAAAACAUAGAUAGUAAAUUCUUUCAACUGUCAUAAAAUUUUAUUUCAAAGAAUAUAAUAAAAAAAUAAUUUAAAAAAAAAAA